Stylophora pistillata is the source of this 437-nucleotide messenger RNA. Its product is annotated as proprotein convertase subtilisin/kexin type 4. Gene Ontology annotation, cellular component: Golgi membrane; trans-Golgi network. Gene Ontology annotation, molecular function: serine-type endopeptidase activity. The record is from RefSeq and is a predicted model, not a curated record. NCBI's taxonomy places the organism in Eukaryota, Metazoa, Cnidaria, Anthozoa, Scleractinia, Pocilloporidae. Gene Ontology annotation, biological process: peptide hormone processing.
AAUGGUUUAUGCAUCAGAAGCUGAAAAAAUACCAGUUAUUGUCGAGAACAGACCCAAGAUUUCAGGAGCAGUGGUACAUUAAAAGACCAGCAGGAUCCAGUGAGCCAACAUACAACAUCACUUCCACUUGGGACAAAGGCUGUACAGGGAAAGGAAUUAUGGUGGCUGUAGUUGAUGAUGGAGUAGAUGGAUCACAUCCUGAACUGCGUAAAAACUAUAAAUGGACUUUGAGUUAUGACUAUGUGGCUAACGAACACAUGAAAUAUGGAACACCGGUAUCAGGCCAUGGCAACAAGUGUGCAGGUAUCAUUGCAGGAGUAGCCAAUAAUGGUUUAUGUGGGCGGGGUUUGGCAUAUGAAGCAAACAUUGCAGGUAAUGACUUAUUUGGUAUGUUAACAUGUUCCUCUUUGUACAAGCUGUGAUUGCCUUGAUGAAGA